Molecule: messenger RNA, 306 nt
Organism: Linum trigynum
Lineage: Eukaryota; Viridiplantae; Streptophyta; Magnoliopsida; Malpighiales; Linaceae
Source: the annotation of a GenBank genome assembly
AUGAGCCCUUUGCUGUUCACUACCCUGGCUACCCUGGCUAUCCUUCUUCAACUUCUCGCCCUUUGUGUAGCUGUUUUAAAACCCUUUGAGCUCUUUGAUUCUUGUAAGGAAUGGCGGACUACCAACAUGUACUGGCUGGCCAUGCUGAUAGAGCUCGCAGGAACAAGCGGAGCUGGACUGAAUGGAUCAAACAUAUCUUUGUUUGCCCUAGAUUUGGAUACAGGGAGCAACUCAAGAAACUAUGUGCAAGAGCUCUUUAAUAGCUUUCCAGCAACUGUAGCUGGAGGCGGGAAAAUAGAUGACUGA